AUGGAACAGGGCGUGAGCGGGGCCGUCAAACAGCCAUUCUGGGCCGACCUUCCCUAUACUGAUAUUCACCUCUCAAUUACCCCCGACAUUCUACAUCAGCUCUAUCAGGGGGUCUUUAAGCAUCUUGUCUCGUGGUGCCAGGACCUUCUGAGCCCUGAUGAACUCGACAACCGACUUCGCUGUCUACCCCAGGCGUUCGGUAUCCGGCACUUCAAGAACGGAAUCUCCUCCCUAGCCCAGAUCUCGGGCAAGGAGAGGAAGGAGAUGGCGCGUGUGCUCCUGGGAUGCCUCAUCGGCAAAAUCCCCAAGCCCGUCAUGCUCGCCUUCCGCUCAAUCUUGGAUUUCAUUUACCUGGCUCAGUACCCUACUCACGAUGACGAUACCCUGCAGUAUAUGCAGGACGCCCUGAAUACCUUCCACAAGCACAAGGGCGUGUUGGUUGAGCUGGGUAUACGGGACGACCUGAACAUACCGAAGCUUCAUUCCCUCCUCCAUUAUAUCGACUCAAUUCGGAUGUUCGGCACCACGGACAACUACAACACCGAAAUGUUUGAACGCCUACAUAUCGAUUUUGCGAAGGACGCCUGGCGCGCUUCGAACCACAGGGAUGAGUUUCCCCAGAUGGUCAGAUGGAUCACCCGUCAGGAGAAGAUCGCCCUCUACGAGGCUUACCAGAAUGAGUGUCAGGCGGAUGCGGAUGAGGGCGCAACCCUACGUCUCAACCGCCAAGAGUUCGCAAGGACGUACCUGCCCUUCGAUCGCGUGGACGUCUACCACAAGUUCCGUUUCAAGCCCUGUGCCCUGUCAGAUGGCAAGGAGGAGGAAGACGUGGUCAAGGCCGUUCCAGGAGCCAUCCGUCUUGGAAGGAAAAACCGUUUUGACACGGUGAUCGUGCUUGAAAACGAGGAGGCUGAAUCGACUGGUGUCAGAGGUACAAGGGCGGCGCGGGUGAAAAUCAUAUUUACCCUGCCCAAGAAGCUUCCUGUUUCUCAAGGCGGCGGGCCAGCACCCGCGUGGUGGCCGCAGGAGCCCCUUGCUUAUGUCGAGUGGUACAACCGAUUUGCAAGGGCACCGGAUCUAGUCCAUCUCAUGUACGCCGUGGGCAAGGCGCCGCGGCGGGCUGACGGUCUACCACAGGGGAAAAUCAUACCUCUGUCGCAGGUCCGUCAGUCAUGCCACCUCAUACCUCAUUAUCCAGUAGGGUCUCAAGGGGCGGUUCCUGUGGACUGGACUUCGGAAAACGUACUGGAAAAGGCGGCGAGUUUUCACCUUAAUAACUGGGGCGGAACAUACGCCUACCAGACCUUAUGGUGA
This is a messenger RNA of Fomitopsis serialis, 1314 nucleotides long. RefSeq lists its product as uncharacterized. NCBI's taxonomy places the organism in Eukaryota, Fungi, Basidiomycota, Agaricomycetes, Polyporales, Fomitopsidaceae. The record is from RefSeq and is a predicted model, not a curated record. The transcript is spliced from 3 exons. The coding region runs from base 1 to 1314 and encodes 437 amino acids.